AUGGUCGUAGGAAUUCAAGCUCUUCCGUUUGAGUUAAUCGAACAGAUAGCCACCAAUCUUACUGCCAUCGAUGACCUCAAUAACUUUUCCCGAGCCUGUCGAACUUUUCAUUCCGCAUCCCAAUUUGUCUACCGCGAGCUCUUCCUGAGCACCUACGACCGUCCAAAUGGUGGGGACUACAACUAUGCGCACAACUACCGUUGGAGAAAGAUUAUCCUCGAAAAAUUCUUAAGAUCCAACCACUAUAGAGUCGAAAACUUAACGCAGAACCAAGUGAGGGUCAAGGUAGUAGAAGAUGUGCCACUUACAAUAGAAUUCCUUGAAGGGGUUCGAGAUCUUAUCUUCGAAGCAACCUCUAAGAAUUUCGCGCAGCUCGAAAGCUUUGCCUCUAAAUCCCGCAACCUCCUUAUUUCUUCGCACCUCAAAGCUCCCCAGACGCAAUACUUCAUGAUUGUGCAAAUUCUACUCACUAAUAUUGCCCUUACCAACCGCAUAGUUUGGGCAGACAGUGAACACUGCAGCACCAAUACUCAGGCUCUCGCAUACGGAAAUCGCAUUUCUGGAUCGGAAAGCUUGGGGUUGAAAUUGACAUUUGAUGAAAUUUGCGGAGAAGAACGAGGGGCGCCGGAUUUAUGGAAGAAUAACUUGUGGGUUGACGUAGAGCCGGAAUUUCACAGGUAUUGGUUUGGAUUAUAUGUGUAUCUCGAUCCACCAGAUCUUCAGGCGCUUCAUACCUUCCGCCUCAAUGGCGAGGUGCAUCAGGAAGACCACUAUGACGGCAAACUGACCAUAAUGGAGUUUCUUACUAAAACACCCACGACUUUCGUCGGCACCGGCACCGACGCGGAUGAACCCUUCACCAUACAAGGCAGCAUUAAGCCCCUCCCCACUUUUUACUCAAUAUUUAAAUUCCGCCGUGUCUCUUUCACGACUAGCUACAGCGCCGGCGAUGGCUGGUCGUAUGAGGGGUGCUUACUACCAAAUUCACAAACCAUCCUUGGGAGCUGGUCUACUUCGGACGAGGAUACAGAUGAUCCCAUGCCCCCUCGGGGUCCGUUUAUCAUGUGGGCAGUAGGGAAAGAGGACUGGGAGUAUGAGAAAGCACUUAGGGAUGCUGAGGGUAGGGUUGGAGAAGAGGACGAUUUUUUGAACUUUUAG
This is a messenger RNA of Morchella importuna, 1158 nucleotides long. RefSeq lists its product as uncharacterized. Bases 1 to 1158 code for a protein of 385 amino acids. The record is from RefSeq and is a predicted model, not a curated record. The transcript has 6 exons. Gene Ontology annotation, molecular function: protein binding. NCBI's taxonomy places the organism in Eukaryota, Fungi, Ascomycota, Pezizomycetes, Pezizales, Morchellaceae.